UUUGAAUACUGCAAAGACCACCUCUCUAUCUCUCUCUCUACUCUCACCAUGGAUCUUCUUCGUCGAAGCUUGGUUUGUCUUUUGAUUCUUACGUUAUUAUCUCCAACAACACUCUCAAUGCAGUUCGAGCUUCACUCUGGCCAGAUGAAAUGCAUAUCGGAGGAUAUUCACGAAAAAUCCAUCAGCGUUGGCAAAUACUUCAUUGUCAACCCUCACGAAGAUCAUCCUCUUCCUGAUUCUCACAAAAUCAUCGCCAGGAUGACGUCGCCAAAAUGGGAUACGCUGCACGAAGCGGAUAAGGUGGAGGCUGGAGAGUUCUCGUUUACUGCGUCUGAAACGGGUGAUUACUUUACGUGCAUCAAGGCCGUUGAUCAUAAGCCGGAGACCACGUUGACCAUUGAUUUUGUUUGGGCCUCUGGUGUUCACUCUACUGCCUCCAAAGAUUGGUCUAAAGUGCCAAAGAGGAGCCAAGUCAAAAUGAUGGAGUUGUCGGUUGAGAGGUUAUUCGACACUGUUGAGUCUAUCCAUGAUGAGAUGUAUUAUCUUCGUGAUAGGGAAGCAGAAAUGCAAGAGUUGAAUAGAUCCACAUAUUCGAAAAUGGCGUGGUUUAGUUUCUUGUCGCUAGGGAUUUGUUUAGCGGUAGCUGGUUUACAGUUUUGGCACUUGAAAUCUUUCUUCGAGAAAAAGAAACUGAUCUAAGUAGUACAUACUACAUAUACUCAAAUUGUGUUAAGACUAAAUAUCAUUAUUAAAAGCUAUAACUUUUAAAGUUUCGAGUAUACAACUGAAAACAUUUGAUGAUAAUACUGAA
Messenger RNA from Eruca vesicaria subsp. sativa (arugula), 811 nucleotides. Lineage: Eukaryota; Viridiplantae; Streptophyta; Magnoliopsida; Brassicales; Brassicaceae. The record is from the annotation of a GenBank genome assembly.